This is a messenger RNA of Acipenser ruthenus (sterlet), 2805 nucleotides long. Its product is annotated as tyrosine-protein kinase SRK2-like. NCBI's taxonomy places the organism in Eukaryota, Metazoa, Chordata, Actinopteri, Acipenseriformes, Acipenseridae. The transcript has 8 exons. Gene Ontology annotation, molecular function: ATP binding; non-membrane spanning protein tyrosine kinase activity; signaling receptor binding. Bases 402 to 1964 code for a protein of 520 amino acids. Gene Ontology annotation, cellular component: extrinsic component of cytoplasmic side of plasma membrane. The record is from RefSeq and is a predicted model, not a curated record. Gene Ontology annotation, biological process: cell surface receptor protein tyrosine kinase signaling pathway; cell differentiation; protein phosphorylation.
AAACGCCCCCAGCAACCUGGCCCUACACAGGUUCUUACUCAAAAAGCUCUGACAAAAACAAAAUUACCAGGAAAUUCAUAUCCAUAGUUGGAACCAGGAAACCAUUCAGCUUAUUUUUGAAUGUCAAGUACUGUUCAACAAGGCGUGUUCUUGGUAAUACUGUUUGAUUUACACAGCGUACUUUCAGUUAUGAAGUUUCUGUUUUUCAGAAAAUCGCGUUCACAGGUGACAAGGCAAUGGACGGAGCAAAGUCAGUAGCAGAUCCUAAAAACAGAGGUUACACUGGAUCAUUGUGAAAAUGGACGCAAUUGUUAGAUUCGUGUACAAGUUUUUUCUAUACUUUUAGCCUUUUAUUUUAUUUUAUGUGUAUCGCAUAGGGGCCAGUUUCACAGUAAGUAACCAUGGGUAAUGUUAAUUUGAAACAAACAUGCCCCUGUUUGCUGAACCGCUGCCCUUGCCUAUUUAGAUUAACGAGAUACGAAGAAACUGAAGUUGACAGCAAUACGCGUGGAAUAUCAAAUCCUGCGUUAGUUAAUACCAUAGCGACAAAAGCUUUGCCACCCUUACCCCCACCAGACCUAAGCCGCUGCUUUGUAGCCCUGUUUGACUACAAGGCUAGGACCGAGGAAGACUUGAGUUUCAACGAAGGGGACAAGCUAGAAGUGUUGAACUCCAGUACUGGAAACUGGUGGCUGGCCAGGGCACUGAAGGAGACGUCUGGGAAGAAAGAAGGAUAUAUUCCUGCCAAUUACGUUGCACCCAUUGAAAGCAUCGAAUCUGCACCAUGGUUCUUUGGAGGAAUAAAACGAGCUGAUGCAGAAAAAGUGCUCCUGUCGCCAGGAAAUGAAACUGGCGCUUUCCUUAUCCGAGAGAGUGAAACUCAAAAAGGAGACUACUCACUAUCAAUUUUGGAUAAUUCCAUUGUGAAGCACUACAAAAUACGAAAGCGGGAUGCCGGGGGUUACUUUGUAUCUAACAGAAAACCAUUUACCACAAUAAGGGAGCUUGUAGAGCACUACUCGAACACUGUGGAUGGCCUUUGUGUGAAGCUUGGAUCACCAUGCAGGAAGCUGGAGAUUCCUCAGACCCACGGUUUGUCCUACAACACAGUAGACCAUUGGGAAAUCGAACGUUCUUCUGUGAAACUACUCACGAAAUUGGGAGCUGGUCAGUUUGGGGACGUGCAUGAAGGACUAUGGAAUGAGACUACACCUGUUGCAGUGAAAACACUGAAGCCAGGGACUAUGGACCCCAAGGACUUCCUUAGAGAGGCACAGAUAAUGAAGAAGCUGAUACACCCCAAGCUUAUCCAGCUGUACGCUGUUUGCACUUUACAGGAACCAAUUUACAUCAUCACCGAGCUGAUGAAAAACGGAAGCCUACACGAAUACCUACAGAAGGAUGGAGGGAAGCAGCUCCGUAUUCCUGACCAGGUAGAACAGGCUGCUCAAGUGGCUGCAGGAAUGGCUUACCUGGAGUCCCAGAACUAUAUCCACAGGGAUUUGGCUGCCAGAAACGUACUGGUUGGUGAAAAUAACAUCUGCAAAGUAGCUGACUUUGGACUUGCCAGAGUAUUCAUGGCAGAGAAUGAAGGUGUGUACGAGGCCCAAAUAGGAACUAAAUUCCCUGUGAAAUGGACGGCACCUGAAGCAAUCAAUUUAAACAAAUUUUCCAUCAAAUCCGAUGUGUGGUCCUUUGGAAUCCUGCUGUAUGAAAUAGUGACCUUUGCAAAGAUGCCUUAUGCUGGCUUGACAAACUACCAGGUGAUCCAGGAGCUGGCCAAGGGGUACAGGAUGCCCUCCCCUGCCGGCUGCCCUCCGCAGCUUUACGAGAUCAUGACUGAGUGCUGGAAAGAUGAUGCGAAUGAGCGGCCCACAUUUGAAACGCUGCAGUGGAAACUUGAGGACUAUUUCGAUUUAGAUGUCACAUCCUACCACGAUGCUGCUACUUACUAUGGAAAAUAACUUCAGGAAUUGUAUAACCUCCAUGUAAAUUCACUUAGAAAAAGUCAACCAUUGUAAUUUUGACCUUAGUAAAUUUGCACUGUAAUUUAUGCAAUGUACUGCUCUUUUGUACUGCUGAUUUUACCAUGGCACUGUAUAACAGUCAUUUUUUUACACAGUUGUUUAUUUGGGGUUACUCCUAGUCUAGGAUUUAGUUUGUAAUAUAAAUUGCUAUAAAUACUAGCUGUUUGUAUCCACUGACCAGAAUGGGAAACAUGACAUAAAUGUCAUUAAGCACAGGACACUGUUGAAGCAACUAGUUUUAUAUCACAUUUUUAAUCAGUUUUCACCAAUUUGCUUAAAAGAGUUUUUGCUUGAACUCACACAGGUAAAAUGCUGGAAAAGGUCCACUGAAAAAUUGCAUUAUGUUUAAUGAGUUUUAAGGUACUAGAUUUUAAUAUUGGAAAGAAAGGGUCACAAUACAUGUAUAAAUGUAUUUGCCACAUUUUCUAAAUGCAAUGCUGAAUUCCAUUUAAUCAACUUUUAAAGUUGACAUUUUAGACUGUGACAUUUGCCGGUGAGCAUUUUGUGAUUUGUAGUAAAUAUUUGUAUUCAUGCUAAUUUAGAUGUCACUAUUGUAUUACACUAUACACCUUUGUACUGAUUUAUGUUCAUUAAUCUAUUACUGUUUAACAGUAGACUGAUUCACCUGCAGACAGGCUGGGCCUACUCUAAGAUUUAUACCUCAAACCAACCUCAUUCAUCUGCUUGUUUGGAUGACUAAAACCUAGUUGAAUUCUAAUAAGACUGAAAUUAUUUUGGUAGGCACUAGGAAAACUUCAAAAUACAUCACUAUCCCUGA